AUGGCUACACAAUCAAUUGAUGCGCUCGUUCGUGAGCAUAAAACCAAUCGAGCAGCCUUAAUCGCGAAGGAGAAGGAAAGGCGUCAUGACUAUGAAUUCCGUAAACGAAUGUCUCCUUUAGCCGUCGAGGCCGCCGCGGUGGUUCGUGACAUCCGCGAAACUGAAAAAGUUAAAGUAUGGUCGAAGGUAGCAGAAAGCCACGAGGAAGUUUAUCCGGGAAUGGCUUUUACACUUGCGAAGGAACGAAUGGAGAAGACACUUUUGUGGAAGGUUGUGAAACGCAUGCCUAAAGGUGCGCUUUUGCAUUCGCAUUUCGAUGCUAUGUGUGAUAUGAGAUGGAUGUGUGAAGCUGCCAUCGAAACUCCCAACGUCCUGGUCAGCGUCCCUAAACCGCUUCUAACACCAGAGGACUACGCUACUGCCGGUGCACCAACCUUCAGAAUCGGCGAACCAGACUCAAACUCUAUCCCAUUUACUUCUUCUUCAUAUGAACCAAAUACCCUAGUCCCCCUCGCUUCCCAAAUCACACCUUCAAACCGCGAGGAUUUCAUUAACUACUUCAUUCGCCACACUACAAUUUCCAUCCCCGAGUCUUUAAGCCAACACCAUGGACUGCACAAUAUCUGGCGCCGUUUCCAAGCCGUCUUCGGCGUCAUCCUAGGAAUUAGUCAGCACACUCCUUUCUUUCGGAAGAUGGUAACUCGCGUCAUGUCACAACUUGCUGCAGAUGGUGUUCGCUAUGUUGAUAUUCGUACUGUCUUCUUUGUACCCGAAAACCCGGAAGACAGACAUAAAGGUGCAUAUCAGCAACUUGCGGCUUUUAAAGAAGAGUUAGAGGCUUUCAAGGCUACUCCGGAGGGGAAGAAUUUCUGGGGUGCAAGAAUCAUUUGGACCACGCUCCGAAUGCAUUCUCGCGAAUAUAUCGAGGAGAACAUGAGAUACUGUGUGGAGGUGUACAAGAAGUUCCCAGAUAUCAUUGCUGGUUUCGAUCUAGUCGGCCAAGAAGACCUUGGUCGCCCAUUGGUAGAUCUAAUCCCUGAACUCAAGUACUUCGAAACCCUCUGCGCUCAAGAAGGUGUUACGAUUCCGUUUUUCUUACACGCCGGAGAAGUCAACUCUGAUGGUGAUGUACACGACGAAAACUUAUUUGACGCCAUUCUCCUGGGUACCAAGAGAAUCGGUCAUGGUUUUUCGAUGUACAAACACCCACUUCUUCUUGAAGAAGUCAAGGAGCGAAAUAUCUGUCUCGAGGUUUGCCCGAUCUCAAACGAAGUUUUGAGGCUAGCUAGUUCGAUAUUAUCCCACCCGCUACCCUCAUUCAUGGCAAAUGGGGUCGCAGUAGCUCUUGCUAAUGAUGAUCCUGGUAUUUUGGGCCAAGGUGCUACGGGUAUGAGCCACGAUUUCUUUCAGGUGCUUCAAGCAUUCGAUAAUGUUGGGCUGGAGGGGGUUGGAGAUUUGGUGGAGACGAGUGUGAUGUUUGCGGCUUUUGAAGGCGAGGAGGUUGGGGUUGUUAGGCCUGGUGGGUUGAGGGAGAAAUAUUUAAAUGAAUUGAAGGAGGAAUGGGAGGAAUUCUACAAGUGGAUUAUGGAGGAGAUUAAGCCGUUGGUUGCGUCCUUGUAA
Molecule: messenger RNA, 1620 nt
Organism: Orbilia oligospora ATCC 24927
Lineage: Eukaryota; Fungi; Ascomycota; Orbiliomycetes; Orbiliales; Orbiliaceae
Exons: 3
Coding region: 1-1620 (539 amino acids)
Biological process (GO): adenosine catabolic process; inosine biosynthetic process
Molecular function (GO): adenosine deaminase activity
Source: RefSeq, a predicted model, not a curated record